This is a messenger RNA of Amaranthus tricolor (Joseph's coat), 1417 nucleotides long. Its product is annotated as LEAF RUST 10 DISEASE-RESISTANCE LOCUS RECEPTOR-LIKE PROTEIN KINASE-like 1.4. The transcript has 4 exons. The record is from RefSeq and is a predicted model, not a curated record. Bases 178 to 1254 code for a protein of 358 amino acids. NCBI's taxonomy places the organism in Eukaryota, Viridiplantae, Streptophyta, Magnoliopsida, Caryophyllales, Amaranthaceae. Gene Ontology annotation, molecular function: protein kinase activity; ATP binding. Gene Ontology annotation, biological process: protein phosphorylation.
AUGAAGUUGAUUAUCUGUAUUCUGCACCCUGUUUUACGUGUCAAGAUAAGGGGUGGAUAUGUGGUUCAUCUGAAGGUAAAAAAUUUGUUUGCGUUCCAAAGCAUCACAAUUCAGGACAAUGGAAAAUCAUAGUUGGUUUAGUCAUUCCAGGAGCAUUUCUCAUCCUUCUAGCUCUAAAUGUUGGUUUCUUCUGUUACAUGUAUCCCAAAAUUCCACUUACCUAUGUUACUAUCAAGAAGGUUUUCCUCUAAUCCUAUGAAUGCUAACCUUGAAUCUGGAAGCUUCUUCUGUGGUAUACCAAUCUUUACCUACAGCGAGCUCCAAGAAGCUACCAAUAAGUUCAAUAUGGUAUUAGGUGAUGGAGGCUUUGGCAUUGUCUAUUAUGGAAAACUCAGAGAUGGCAGAGAAGUAGCAGUCAAGCGUUUAUAUGAGAAGAACUACAAACAAGUGGGGCAAUUUAUGAAUGAAAUCGAUAUUUUAACUAGCUUGAAUCACCACAAUCUUGUCAAAUUAUACGGAUGCACUUCAAGACAUUGUUUAGAGCUUAUCCUAGUUUACGAAUUCAUUCCCAAUGGAACAGUAGCCGACCAUAUUUAUGGAGAUCGAAAGGGAUCUGAAACCUUGUCUUGGGCUAUGAGAAUGAAGAUCGCAAUUGAAACUGCCAGUGCAUUGUCUUAUCUACAUGAUUCGGAUGUUAUACACCGUGAUGUAAAAACAAAUAAUAUCCUCCUUGACGAAAACUUCUCAGUCAAAGUAGCUGAUUUUGGCCUCUCAAGGUUCUUUCGCUUUGAUGCUACCCAUAUUUCAACAGCCCCACAAGGAACACCAGGGUAUUUAGACCCUGGCUAUUACAAAUGUUACCAAUUAACUAGUAAGAGUGACGUUUAUAGCUUUGGAGUUGUUCUUAUUGAGCUGAUAUCUUCAUUACCCGCAGUUGACAUUAGUAGACAAGAAGAUGAGAUUAAUUUAUCAGACUAUGCAAUGAAAAGAAUCCAAAAAAAUUCAUUGAGUGAUUUGUUUGAUCCAAAGCUUGGUUUUGACUCAGAUUUGAAGGUGGAAAGGAUGAUAACUCAAGUGGCAGAGCUUGCCUUUCGGUGUUUGCAAGAAGACAAGGAACUUAGACCCUCUAUGCGUGAGAUUCUGGAAGUUCUGAGGCUGAUAGACAGCAAAGAAAAUGACGUAUUGGAAGCUAAGGCUGUGGACAAGAUAAGAACAUCAAUAAAUUGUAAUUCCAUGCCUGUUGAAAUGGUAUAACACAAAGCUCUGUAAUGCAUAAAUGGAUUAGUAAAUCCAGUGCAUCAAACACCAGUGGGUUAGAUCUUUGAAUGUAACAUGCGAGUCAGGAGAUGAUAAAAAUCAUGAGAUGCACAACUAUCAUAUAUGAGAGAAUAAUGAACACCAUUUAAUGUUUUUUGUA